AUGAAUUAUACUAUUAUGUGUUUGCAAGAUGAUGGUUUAGACCCCUCUUAUUACGUCUCAGCACCAGGAAUGUUCAAUGAUUCUUUAUACAAGAGUAGCGGAGCUGAACUCAAGCUUAUGAUGGAUAUGAAUGAGUAUCUAAUAGUUGAGAAAGGUGCAAUGAUGCAAUAUAUGCCUACAAAGAAAAAAGGCAAGGUAGAUCCAGAAGAGGUACCAGAUAUUCAAACUAUUGCGCCAAAUGCAGAAAUAGGCUAUAUGCCCGAAGUAGACUUAGAAGUUCCGGCACAUUUACAUGACUUCUUUGCAGACUACUCUCUAGCACCAGAAAAGCAAAUAGUACUUGAAAACUGGUUAAGUCCAUAUAACGCAAAAUUAGUACAAGACAAGGAAGUGGGAGGUGGCAAAUAUGUAACAGGAGAAAAGCUCGUCCAAACUCUUUAUCCCAAAAAGAACUAUGUGGUCUAUUAUCGUGCACUCCAGCUAUAUAUGAGACAAGGGCUAAAGGUUACAAAGAUCCAUGGCACACUCAAGUUUAAGCAAUCCCCUUGGAUGAAAGAAUAUAUUGAGAAAAAUAUUUGUAAACGCAAAAUAGCAAAAGCCAAUGGUGAUGAGUUCGGGGUCAUGUAUUAUAAGCUAAAAAAUAAUACAGUCUUUGGUAAACAGAUAGAGAAUGUCUGUAAACAUAUGAGAGUAGAACUUCUCCAAACAGAAAAAGAUAAAAAAAUCAGGCGAUUAGCAAGUUCGCCAUUAUUUGUAGCUUUAUUCCUGAUGAAGAACGAACCUAAGGGCUCAUCUAUAGAUAAAGCAGUAUGUUUAAAACCAAAGAUGUACUCCAUUCUACCAGUUAGGCAUGAUCCAAAGACUCUCAAUAAUCCCGAUUCAGAAGACCCUAAAAAGAAGCAUGGCAUCCAGAAGGCAAAGGGUGUUAAGAAAUGCGUAGUUAAGAGGGAACUUCGACAUGAUAAGUUCCUAGAAUGUCUUAGGAACAAGAGACUAACCAGGCAUGAUAUAUAUGGCCUCCGAAGUUAUGAUCAUCAAAUAUAUAUGGAGAGGGUAAAUAAGAUAGGGCUGAAUCCAUAUGAUAACAAGCGCUGGAUUUUACUUGAUAGAAUUCGAACUCUCCCAUAUGGACAUUGGCGAAUUGGAUUAUACAAACGCCUAGUAGCAUCUGAAAUAGUUCCUGAGGAAGCAGAAGAAAGAGCUAUGAAAGCUAGACUUCGUUUUAAGGAAUAG
This is a messenger RNA of Dentiscutata erythropus, 1233 nucleotides long. Lineage: Eukaryota; Fungi; Glomeromycota; Glomeromycetes; Diversisporales; Gigasporaceae. The record is from the annotation of a GenBank genome assembly.